UAUGUAUAUCUUCACGCAGUAUUGUCCGAGUCAAUGUGAAUGUGUAAAUAAUAAAACGCGGUGAAAUGCUGUAGCCGUAGUACGGAAUUUUAAAGAAAUCUGUAUAAACAUAGACGUAUUGUGAGAAAAUAAUAGUGUUAAAUGUUUGUCUUGUAGCGGGAUUUUUGGGAACGUUUUACAACAACAGAUACGUAUAAAUAACUUAUACGUUAAAAUUGUUUGAGUGAAAGAAAGUGAAACAUUAUACGACAUCGUUUAACAUUGAGGUCUUUGUAAUACGCAAACUCUGCUAUUUAAAUUAUCGAUUUGUGUACUUGAAUCUUUGCAUCGAAUAAAAGUCUUUCUGUGCCGGCAAGGAACGAAUUACAUUUGGAAAAUUAUCAAUAACAAAUGAAAUUCAAUGGGAAAUUAUGAGUGUGGAAAGUAAACAUCGCCGAGUGUAUUUUACUUUCGGACACGCCGUUUUUUGACGCAAAACACAUCGAGAGGUUUCGAGGUUGUUAAAGUUCUAAAUACUCUUCAUACCGAUUUAGUUGAUGUUAAGAAUAAAAAAAAAAAAUGAAUGGAUUCAGUACCGGUGAGGAAGAUUCCAGAGGAGCUGCUGAUCAAAUCUGUUGCCUUGUAGAUGAGGGUGAACGAUGCACUCGACCAGCUGGCAACGCUUCUUAUAGCAAACGUAUUCAAAAAACUGUAACUCAACGACGAUUAAAGCUUAAUCUUGAUCAAGUGGCACGUCAUAUAUACAUUUGUGAUUACCAUAAGCAAGUGAUACAAUGUGCAAGAUCUAAACAACAGCAACGUAGACGUAAGGAUUCUGAAGAAGAUUCGGGUGAAACGGAUAAUGAUCUCCCUGAAGUUGACCUUUUUCAAUUACAAGUGGGUACACUUAGGCGGUAUAAAAGACAUUAUAAAGUUUCCACGCGUCCAGGUUUAAAUAAAGCUCAAUUAGCUGAUACUCUUAUGAAGCAUUUUAAGACUAUCCCUGUAAUUGAAAAAGAGGCAUUAAGCUUUUUUAUUUACACAGUAAAAACUAAUGCCAAUAAAUUGGAUCAAAAGAACGGUUUAAGUAAUGAUACCACAUAACCUAGGCCUCAUUUAAUAAGUUCUGUUAUUAUACUAAUAUUUUAUUAGUGAGAUCAAAAAUAUAUGUAUGAAUUUUUACUUGUUAAUAGGCAUAGGUAUUUUAUAAGAACUAUGUAUAAAAUAUAUUAAAAAAUAUAUGUACAACAAUACUUAAUAAAAUAUUGUUUAUUUACUCCAUA
This is a messenger RNA of Frieseomelitta varia, 1262 nucleotides long. It is a transcript of the gene Sap30, whose product is annotated as histone deacetylase complex subunit SAP30 homolog. Gene Ontology annotation, cellular component: histone deacetylase complex. The transcript is spliced from 3 exons. Gene Ontology annotation, molecular function: transcription coregulator activity; protein binding. NCBI's taxonomy places the organism in Eukaryota, Metazoa, Arthropoda, Insecta, Hymenoptera, Apidae. Bases 559 to 1083 code for a protein of 174 amino acids. Gene Ontology annotation, biological process: regulation of DNA-templated transcription. The record is from RefSeq and is a predicted model, not a curated record.